AAAAUUUAUGGUGCUCUGUCUACCUUUCCAUAGUUAUCAUCAACAAAAAGUACAUAUUCUUCAAUGUUAAUUCGUUGUGGAGAUGGAAUUUGGGUUGUGAAUCGACUAUAUUUACUUCUCUCUCCUAAAGAUAUUAUUUUUGUCCAAGUUUACUUGUAUUUCUGAACUCUUUCUAGAUAAUUUUAGCUUCUUGAUGCUUCCCUUGUAAUCUCAUAGCAACUUCGCAAAUGAGAAAAUUCUGAUCCUAACGUUAUUGUUGCAAUUGAUUCGUGAUGAAAUUCAAGCUGGAAAGACUGACAAAGAGAUUUAUAAAAAGCUUGAAGAGGAUUUUGGGGAGACAGUACUUUAUGCCCCAAAGUUUGAUAUGAAGACAGCAGCCUUGUGGCUAUCACCGCUUCUAGUUGCGGGUGCUGCUGCAGGCAUAUGGGCUUACCAGAAGCACAGGCAAAAAACUAAUGUCCAUAUCAUGGCUUUAAAACCUUCUUAGAGGUGAAGAUGAGAGAGAGAAUGGGAGCAAGCAGGGGACACAGAGAAUCACUGGUAAGGCGAACUUCACAGAGAUCAGUGUUUGGUAGGCAAACUGAUCAGGUACAAAGGCGCAGAGGAGAUGGUAAUAUUAGACAAGAGGGAUGCAGACAAAGUUUUGGAGGGUACGAUUGGAAGAUUUAUAACCAAGCUACAGCUUUUUUCUUCACAAACUUUCCUGAGGAGUGGAACUAUGAAGAUUUGUGGAGACUCUUCUCAAAAUAUGGGAGAAUCUACUCUAUUUACAGCCCAGAAAGGAGGGACAGAUUUGGGAGAAGAUUUGGUUUUGUCCGGUUUCUGGAAGUGAAGGAUAAGAAAGAGUUGGAACGCCAAUUAGAUCAGAUCUGGAUUGGUCACACAAAACUCAGGGCAAACAUCCCCAGAUUCAAAGAGGAAGACCGGAAUGGUAAGAAGAAAGCAAACCAAAAAUUGGGAUGCAAAACCAUCCUGAUAGUCGCCCGUGGAAACACCAGACCCAUGGCAGAGCAUAGAGGAAACUCAAGGACGAAGCACUCAGAAAAGCCUAAUAGAAGAAAAUGGCAGAAGAAAAAUAACGACCAGGAAUGGACAGGUUUUGAGUUCAAUGUGAAAGAGGAGGACUAUAGCUGGUUACAAGGGUGUUACGGAAAAUUCAUUACUUUGGAUGAAAGCACAAGCAAGAAGAAACGUUUUGACAUUGCAAGAUUCCUUAUAUGCACACCAGUCAUGGAUUCCAUUUCAAAGAAGCUCAAAGUCAAGAUCAACGGAACAGUGUACAAUAUCAGAGUGGUGGAAGAAGAAUUCUCCAAUAGUUUAUUUUCUAUCAAAUUAGAUUUCAUUCCAGAUUUUCCAAGUGAUUCCGAAAUUGAAUCCAAUGAAACUUGGGAGAUUGAUAGCGUGGAAGAUGAAGCAUCAAAGGGAGUAGAUACGGAAGUUGAAAAGUUAUUCAGUGACAUGGAGAUUAGGGUGCCUAGGGAGGAAGAGGAAGAUGUGGCACUUGUGGAGGACAGCUUGGCGGCGCAUCAUAAUUCGAAGAUAGCUGCUCCACUUCAAACUAUUGGUGAACAGGAUAUGGAUGCUAGAUAUGGGCUGGUGGGUGAAACUCUUAGGCCCAACACUGAGGAGACCACAGAAUCUGUUAAUGGGCCAACUCAGGGAAAAGAUAUGGAGAAGGUUCUAGUAAACACGGGUGGUGAUAAUCAAAAUGCCAAAAAUGCCUUUCCAGUAAGAUGUAAUCAGUUCACAUCUCAAAAAGCUUCAGACGAUAUGGAGGGACCAAAUCGAAAACCAACCAUAUCAGAAGGUUUAGAGGUGAGAAGGAAGAAAUCAAAGAAUCGCACAAAGAAGAGAGCCAGAUCUUGCAUCGCAGUCUAUAAAGUAGCCUCGGCAAUACUCCAAAAGAGGAAUAGGGGAGAAAAAUGUAAAGGUACACAACAAUUGAAAGAAAAUCUACCAACUUUCUUGCCCAAUCCGAAGAAAGUGGUUGCCGGUGAAUCUGUGGGUGACAGUGACAUUAUAAAUCGAAAUAAGGAGAUUCGCAAAGGGUGGAAAAAAUAUGGAGCUGAGGAAAUUUGGGAAUUUGCUAAGCUGAUCGGAGUACUUGGUCAAAGGCGCUCCAUAUCAGAUCAUUGUCCUAUCAUUUUGAAGAACAUCUCAGUGGAUUGGGGACCAAGGCCAUUCAAAUGGUUUGAUGCAUGGCUGGACACACCAGGUUUGAGGGAUGAAAUCAAAAAGACGUUAAGACAAAAGAUUGUAGAGCACUACACAUGUUAUUUCAAGGAUGAGGAGUGGAGAAGACCAACAUUGGACGGCAUAAAUUUUAACAGGCUCUCCCCAAAUUCUGCUGCCAUGUUAGUUGACAAUUUUACUGAAGAAGAAGUUAAGAAGGUAGUUUGGGAUUGUGGAGUUACAAAGGCACCAGGCCUAGAUGGAUUUAAUUUUCGAUUCAUAAGAGAAAUGUGGGAGGUGUUGAAGGAAGAUAUCAUGGGCAUCAUACAGGAAUUUCAUGAGAAUGGCAAGUUAGUCAGAGGAUUGAAUGAAUCUUUCAUUGUACUCAUCCCUAAGAAGGAAAAUCCAUUAGAGUUGGAGGAUUUCAGACCCAUUUCCCUAAUUGGUGCUAUAUAUAAAAUCCUAACUAAGAUACUCUCAAACAGAUUGAGUCAAGUUAUGCAGGAAAUCAUUGGGGAACAACAAAUAGCUUUUGUGAAAGGUAGACAACUCAUAGAUGGUGUAGUGGUUGCAAAUGAGGUUAUAGAUGAAGUACACAGGAAAAGAAAGAGUAGCUUUGUAUUCAAGAUUGAUUUUGAGAAGGCUUUUGACAAAGUCAGUUGGAAAUUCUUGGAUUACAUGCUAGAACGUAUGGGAUUUGAUUCCGAGUGGCGAGGUUGGAUUCAAGAAUGUCUAAGCACCAACAGAGUUUCAAUUUUGGUUAAUGGCAAUUCUACAGAUCAAUUCUCAGUCAGUCAAGGGUUGAGGCAAGGUGAUCCACUGUCAUCGUUCUUAUUCUUGAUAAUUGCUGAAGGCUUGAACGGAAUAAUUGCGUCAACCAUUUCAAAAAAGUUGUUUGCUGGUGUAUCAGUAGUAUUUAGGGGUCCCUAUUGGGGACAACCCAAGAAGAUUGAAAAUCUGGCAACUGCUGGUGGAAAAUUUCAAGAAGAAGUUGUCACAAUGGAAGGGGAGAUUCGUAUCUAUGGGAGGCUGAAUUACUCUGAUCAAUGCUGUGUUGUCAAGCCUACCAGUAUUUUUGAUGAGUAUGUUUCUCAUUCCAAAAGGGGGUGGGAAAAUGUGUGCAAAAGCAAAGAGGAAGGGGGUCUUGGAGUGAAUCUUAGAACUUUUAAUUUAGCCUUAAUGGGGAAAUGGUGGGGAAGGUUCGCUAAGGGGAAGGGCGGUUUGUGGCAUAAGGUUUUAAAAGCUAAGUAUGGGAGAGAGGGUGUAAAUUGGACGAGAUGGAUGAAAGAGAGCAGUGAGUUAGGAUCUCUAUGGUGGAGAGAUGUAUGUAGGCUAAAUGAGAUAGGGGGGAGUAACAUAGGAUGGCUAGAGAGAGGUUUUGAGUUGGAUGUGGGGGAAGGUAAAGAAAAUGUAAUAAGUCAAAUGGGCAAAUGGAAGAAUGGAGAGUGGACUUGGGAUUUGAAGUGGAGGCAUGCUUUUCGGGAAGAGGAAGCUAUCCAAUUACAGAAUGUGAUUAGUAGGUUGAACACCAAAUCACUUACCAAGGGAAGAAGGGACGUAUGGCACUGGAAACAUGAUCAAAACGACAUCUACAGUGCAAGUUCAGAUGUUGUCGUUGGUGGGGUGUGGAAGUUGUUCUUGCUGAAUCCUGUUCGGAGGCUUUUGUUCAACAUGAAGGCUGGUUCAAAGAUAAAAGGUCAAGGGAGGGAUGGGAGGACUAGAUGUGCUAUUCUACCAUUGAAGAAAUUGCAAAAGAGGACUGAAACCCGACACGGUCACUUUGAAGUUGAGGUGAUAUACAUUGGCAAUGGAGAGAAAAGAUGAUUUGAGUUGAAGAAGACCCGAGUAGUAGAAGCCCAAGCAAGAAAUAUAAGUCACAAUGUUCACUAUACAGAGUGUGGAAGUCAAUCCAUUGAAGAUUCACAGGCAGAUAUUGCAAUUCUCCUCAGAAAGUUGAUUCGUGAUGAAAUUCAAGCUGGAAGGACUGACAAAGAGAUUUAUAAAAAGGUUGAAGAGGA
Rubroshorea leprosula is the source of this 4190-nucleotide messenger RNA. The record is from the annotation of a GenBank genome assembly. Lineage: Eukaryota; Viridiplantae; Streptophyta; Magnoliopsida; Malvales; Dipterocarpaceae.